UUAAAUAGAUGAUCUCAUUGUGUUCCAGCGAAAAUUUCACUAUAGCAUGAGAGUGUUAAAGUGAAAUUUUCGUACAAAAAUACGAUGAAAUCAUCAAGUACAUAAAUUCGUAAUAAAAUGACAUUCAUUUCCACGCACGUUACAUAAGUCAUAUCUACGUUACAACAUACGUAACGUCACCGACUUCCUACUUAGAACUUUCGGGUUUGGUAAAGUACAUAUAGAUCCGUUUCCUGGGGUGUUCCUGACGCACGAACUAUGCAACUCCCCUCCCCUUCCCCUCGAUCACGUAUGGACAAGACGACUGGUUUCAUAUUUAAACACGUGCGAUAUACGAACGGUCGCUUAUGUAUUUUUUUUUAAUAUUAUUUAAUUAACGAAAUCGAAACAGUGCGAAUGUAGUUCCAGUGUAGUGACAAAUAAUUGUCAUCUAAAUGACAGCUUUUAUGAAUACAAAUUUGAAAUGAUGGUGGUGCAGCGAAACUUCCUUACCGUACUAUCGUUAAUGAUGUUGGCAACUAUAAUAAGGAAAUCUAAAGGAAAUCCUGCUAUUGCAACCGGUUAUGACCCAAUGGAUAUCUGCAUAGAGAACUGUGCUCAAUGCAAGAAGAUGCUCGGCAGCUGGUUCGAAGGACAACUGUGUGCGGAAUCCUGCAUCAAGUAUAAAGGGAAAUUGAUAGUUGAAUGUGAGGAUUUCGCGUCUAUCUCGCCUUUCCUUAACAAAGUUGCUCGGUUACCUGGUAAAAGAGGUUAGAAUAGACAAAUUCUAACUUCCACGUUUAUGGUUCGUUAAGUACCUUUUUUAUUGCAUGGGUAUGACUUAAUAGCCACUAAACUGUUAGAAAUAUACUGUUAAUGCAGGAAUAAUAAAAGUUACUUAUAAGUACUAGUCAAGGUGCAAAAGUGUACAAAAAUAAGUAUAAGAUAUACUCCGUAUGCACUCAAAACUAGACAUUUAAGAAAAUUUAACACCUUGGAUUUUUGUAAAAUAAAUCGUUUUAAUAUUAAUAAUAGCGCCAUCUAUUGGUCACACGAGUAACUUUAGUCGUAUUGCCAGUUAUAAAAUAUAGUUUUAUUAGUUGGUAAGUAUUUUAAUUGUAAGAUUGUUCUACUGAACUUUAGUACAAAAAUUAAUUUUGUGCAAUAAGCGAUAGUCCUAACGAUAUUAUUUUGUUAUUUGAAUAUGGUUAUAAUUUGUUUUUGUUAAAAAUCGUAUAAGUGGCGACAUAAAAUUUACUGUAGACACUGCUAAUACAUAUAGUCUAUGUAAAUAACUAAUUUUUAUAUACCUUGUAAACACCUCGUU
This is a messenger RNA of Papilio polytes (common Mormon), 1306 nucleotides long. It is a transcript of the gene EH, whose product is annotated as eclosion hormone. The transcript is spliced from 3 exons. Lineage: Eukaryota; Metazoa; Arthropoda; Insecta; Lepidoptera; Papilionidae. The coding region runs from base 464 to 754 and encodes 96 amino acids. The record is from RefSeq and is a predicted model, not a curated record. Gene Ontology annotation, biological process: ecdysis, chitin-based cuticle; neuropeptide signaling pathway. Gene Ontology annotation, molecular function: ecdysis-triggering hormone activity.